CUCUCAAAAAAAAAGUGAACAGGAACAAAAGCUUUCGUCGACCGCAGGAAGAGAACCAAACCAAACCCAGCUCCCCCAGCCGACGAUGGCGACGGUGGCGAUGGACAUCUCGAAUCCCCUACCGGUCGCGUCCGGCGAGGACGCGGCGAAGGGCGCGCGCGGCGGAGGGGAGGGGCUGCGGCAGUACUACCUGCAACACAUCCACGACCUGCAGCUCCAGAUCCGCCAGAAGACCCACAACCUCAACCGCCUCGAGGCCCAGCGCAACGAUCUCAACUCCCGAGUUAGAAUGCUUAGGGAAGAGUUACAGCUGCUUCAAGAACCAGGCUCUUAUGUUGGUGAGGUGGUGAAGGUCAUGGGCAAAUCAAAGGUUCUAGUGAAGGUGCAUCCGGAAGGCAAAUAUGUGGUAGAUAUUGAUAAGAGCAUCGAUAUUACGAAAAUAACACCUUCAACAAGAGUUGCGCUCCGGAAUGAUAGCUAUAUGCUCCAUUUGAUCCUGCCUAGCAAAGUCGAUCCAUUGGUCAAUCUUAUGAAAGUUGAAAAGGUUCCAGAUUCUACUUAUGAUAUGAUUGGAGGUCUUGACCAGCAAAUCAAGGAGAUCAAAGAGGUCAUUGAGCUUCCCAUCAAACAUCCUGAGCUAUUUGAGAGCCUUGGAAUUGCCCAGCCAAAGGGUGUCCUCCUUUACGGACCUCCAGGCACUGGAAAAACAUUACUGGCGCGUGCAGUUGCUCAUCACACUGACUGUACCUUCAUCAGGGUAUCUGGUUCUGAAUUGGUUCAGAAGUAUAUUGGUGAGGGAUCGCGGAUGGUCCGUGAACUCUUUGUAAUGGCUAGGGAGCACGCACCAUCCAUUAUAUUCAUGGACGAAAUAGACUCUAUUGGAUCUGCUAGAAUGGAGUCUGGAACUGGCAACGGUGAUAGUGAAGUGCAGCGCACCAUGCUUGAGCUUCUAAACCAACUUGAUGGUUUUGAAGCAUCAAACAAAAUUAAGGUUCUGAUGGCAACAAACCGGAUAGAUAUCUUGGACCAAGCCCUUCUGAGGCCUGGCCGCAUAGACAGGAAAAUCGAAUUCCCGAACCCUAAUGAGGAUUCACGAGGUGAUAUCUUGAAGAUUCACUCAAGAAGAAUGAACUUGAUGCGUGGAAUUGAUCUGAAAAAGAUCGCUGGAAAGAUGAAUGGAGCUUCAGGAGCCGAGCUAAAGGCGGUCUGCACCGAAGCGGGAAUGUUUGCUCUCCGGGAGAGAAGAGUGCACGUAACCCAGGAAGACUUUGAGAUGGCGGUGGCCAAGGUGAUGAAGAAGGACAACGAGAAGAACAUGUCCCUGCGGAAGCUGUGGAAGUGAAGACGCCCCCGUCUCAAAACCCCACCCAAAAGCUUUUGCCGCUUGCUGAAGCUGCGGAAGCCUGUAACUGCACGUUGUUGGACUUGUAUUUUAAGUUAUGCCGUUCCAUGUUUAAAACAAAGGUUUAAGAUUCACAUGUGGUAGCAUAAUGUUGCAUAGUUAAACUUAUGGUGUUUGGCUUAUCCGGUACACCAGUACCUCCAUACAAGUUUGGAGUCGUGCCUUCCAGUCCUCUGAGGAGGCGGGCGUGCACCCACUGAAAAAUACUCCCUCCGA
Messenger RNA from Brachypodium distachyon (stiff brome), 1618 nucleotides. Its product is annotated as 26S proteasome regulatory subunit 8 homolog A. Lineage: Eukaryota; Viridiplantae; Streptophyta; Magnoliopsida; Poales; Poaceae. The transcript is spliced from 9 exons. Gene Ontology annotation, molecular function: ATP hydrolysis activity; ATP binding; proteasome-activating activity. Gene Ontology annotation, cellular component: proteasome regulatory particle, base subcomplex. The record is from RefSeq and is a predicted model, not a curated record. Gene Ontology annotation, biological process: proteasome-mediated ubiquitin-dependent protein catabolic process. Bases 86 to 1342 code for a protein of 418 amino acids.